Dromiciops gliroides (monito del monte) is the source of this 2608-nucleotide messenger RNA. RefSeq names its product crystallin lambda 1 (gene CRYL1). The transcript is spliced from 8 exons. The coding region runs from base 152 to 1111 and encodes 319 amino acids. Lineage: Eukaryota; Metazoa; Chordata; Mammalia; Microbiotheria; Microbiotheriidae. Gene Ontology annotation, biological process: fatty acid metabolic process. The record is from RefSeq and is a predicted model, not a curated record. Gene Ontology annotation, molecular function: NAD+ binding; L-gulonate 3-dehydrogenase activity.
UUACAUUCCUCUCGGUGCCCUUUAAGAGCCUCAGCCUCGGAGCCCGGCAGGCAGGUUUCCACCUCCUCCUCCUCCUCCUCCCAGCUCCCGCGCCCGUCACUGGGUCUCCUUAGGCAUCGGGCUCCCUGCUGUGACCCCGCCAGCGCAGGAGAUGGCUUCCACUCAGGAUGGCAGUAUUGUGAUUUUUGGCAGUGGACUUAUUGGCCGAAGCUGGGCUAUGUUAUUUGCCAGUGGAGGUUUCAAGGUGAAACUCUAUGAUAUUGAGCAGCAGCAGAUAACCAAUGCACUGGAGAACAUCAGGAAAGAGAUGAAGACCCUGGAGCAGUCAGGGACACUAAAAGGAUCUUUGAGCGCUGAUCAGCAGCUGGCUCUCAUCAGUGGUUGCACUGACCUCAAAAAAGCGGUAGAGGGCGCCAUGUACAUUCAGGAAUGCACUCCAGAAAAUCUUGAAUUGAAGAAGAAGGUUUUUUCUCAAUUAGACCUUAUUGUUGAUAAUAGAGUCAUCUUAAGCAGCUCCAGCUCCUGCCUUUUGCCUUCAAAGAUGUUUAUGGGUUUGAAGCAUGUGAAGCAAUGCAUUGUGGCUCAUCCUGUAAAUCCACCAUAUUACGUCCCAUUGGUUGAACUGGUCCCACAUCCAGAGACAGAUCCUUCAACAAUGGAGAAAACAUAUGCUCUAAUGAAGAAAAUUGGUCAGUCACCUGUCAAAAUAAUGAAGGAGAUCGAUGGGUUUAUUCUCAACCGAAUCCAGUAUGCCAUCAUCAGUGAAGCCUGGCGACUUGUUGAAGAAGGAUUAGUAUCUCCCUCUGAUCUUGACAUCGUGAUGUCAGAUGGUCUCGGGAUGCGAUAUGCCUUCAUUGGACCCUUGGAAACGAUGCAUCUCAAUGCAGAAGGAAUGUCAAACUAUUGUGACCGAUAUCGUGAAGGCAUAAAGCGUGUCUUAAAAUCUUUUGGGCCAAUUCCAGACUUUUCUGGAGCAGCUUUAGAGAAUGUUGACAAGGCUAUGUGUGCCCGCACUCCUGCUGAUCCAGCACACCUAGAAGCCAGGAGGCAAUGGCGAGAUGAAUGCCUCAUGAAGCUUGCCAAGCUGAAAAGCCAAAUGAAGGCUGAGUGAAGUUUCCCAUAAUAACACUGCUGUCAUGCCUCAUGUGGCAAGCACUUAAUGGGAUGUAAUCAUAGAAAUGUCGAAUCUGAUUGCUUUAAACCAAUGAAAACCCUCAGUCCCCUUUAGCACCAGAGAAGACUCCUUCCCAUUUAGCACCAGAAUUCAGUACUUGAUUUGAUAAGCUUUGGCAAACACCACAUGGGGCCAACAAAGAAUGAAUGCACAUUUGGUGUUCUCAGAAACAUGGACCUGGAGAGGUGUGUGUUUCCAGGAGCACCAAACCAUCCAAGAAACCCCUGGGUUGUUUGUCUUGGCACUAGAGACAACAAGGAGUCCAUGAGGCAAUCACUGGUGAUUGCCUAAAACAAAAACAAUCGUUGAUGAGAUUCAUAUUCCUUUUGUUUUUAUUAUGAUUGUUUAUAGUAGCAUUACAUAGGAUUCUCUUGUAGCUCCAUGAUUUAUAUUGCAAUGUUUUUGUGUCAAAUCAUUUAUUCUUAAAUAUGCCAUAUAAUCAUUGCUAAUCACUGCGUGUGACUAUCUAUGCAUUUACUUUGUAAGAGUUAUUCUUAAUAAACAUUUCUGAUUUCCAUAAAGUAGUUAACUUCUCAAUGAUCUUACUCAGUGGGAAGUCAGUAGAUGGCCUGUGCUGGGUGGUGGUAUUUUAAUAGAAAUGCCUCCAUCUGGAGAGGACCAGCAUGGCCUAGGGGAUAAAGAAUCAGUCUAAGAGUCAGGAAGAUCUGAGUUCAAAUCCCACCUCUGACAUAUAUUGUCUGCAUAGCCAUGGGCAAGCCUCGAAAACUCUGAAUUUGCACAGUGGUUGCCAAUCUUCAGAGGAGGAGGUAAUUUCCUCAAUUGGUAUUCCCCAUGGGAAUGAAAUUAAGGGUCCACAACAACAACAACAACAACAGCAAAAAUUGGGGUGGGGACUAAUUUAUCUGUUAUUGUUGCCUGUUAUGACAAAUAGUACAGUGCAUGGAGUCAAGAGAGAAACUUUUUUUUUGGGGGGGGGGCAAGGCCAUGAGGGUUAAGUAACUUGCCCAGGGUCACACAGCUAGUAAGUGUCAAGUAUCUGAGGCAGGAUUUGAACUCAGGCCCUCCUGAAUUCAGGGCUGGUGCUAUAUCCACUGUGCCAACUAGCUGCCCCUACAAACACAAUUGACUGAGAACUGACUGAUCUCCAUCUAGUUUUGUUCCCAGGCCAAUGAAUCACCUGGAGCUGACCCAAUACUGUAUUCUGUCUUCCGAUUGAUUUGUAAAAAUCUCCCCCCAAACUGUCGGUUUUCCUGAGAUUCCCAAGGUUUCUUCCUGAUAUUCAGCUUGUUGUGCAAACAAAUCUGUCUGGAACUGUGAGAAACUUACUCUUCCCAAAGGCAAUCUUGUUGGUCUCUCUGUUCUUGUAUCCCAUAUAAACCCUGUCUCCAGUUGCCAUCUUUCGGUAUUCUUAGCAUCUGCUAUGCAAUACCUUGAGUUAUAACUCCUCUUGCCCCUAUUAAAAAACCUUAAUUU